Molecule: messenger RNA, 1095 nt
Organism: Cuscuta epithymum
Lineage: Eukaryota; Viridiplantae; Streptophyta; Magnoliopsida; Solanales; Convolvulaceae
Source: the annotation of a GenBank genome assembly
AUUCAAUUUCCUUUAGGGAAAACUGUCAAAUAAGUCCACGUACUUUUAACAAAAAAUCAAUUGAGUUCACCUAUUUUUUUUCGAGUCAAUCAAGUCCGUGUACUAUAAAAAAUGAUCAAAUUGUCUUGUUAACAGGUAUUCAACCGGUUAACCGGUUAACAGGCAUUAUUCUAAUGUUUUUCAAUUUUUUCUUUUUCUUUUCCCUUUCUCUCUUCCAUUUUUCUCUUUUUUUUUUCUCUUUCUUCCUGGUCCGCCCUCUUCUGCGUUUAAACUCCGCCAUCUCCCCUUUCCCUUCAUUUGUCUGCAGCUAUAGAUCUAUGGAGCUGGAGGCGGCGGCAGCUAUGGAGGUUGGGUGGUUGGACGUCGUUCCAAUUGAAGAUGCGGAGGUGGAAACCGUGGAUGUGAAAUCGGAAGCUGCGGGUAUGGUGGUCAGGGGCUCAGGGCGGUGGCCAUGGAAGCCGGCGUGGUUGAAGGUCGCUUCAUAGAGGUGGCGAAGGGGAAGGCCGUGGAGGUGGAGGCCGGAGGCGGUGUGGAUGGAGGAAGGGACGGUUGAGGACAGGAUGGACUCCGGGGGCGGUGGCUAUGGAGGCUGGGCGGCGGAAACGGUGGCUAUGGAGGCUGGGCGGUGGAGACGGUGGCUAGAGAGGUCAGAUCGGAGAAGUUUGUUCCGGUGGGAGUGACUUGUCGGAGGGAGAGCAAGGAACUACUGGGAAAGGAGAGUUGAAGUCUUGCAGGGGAUUUUAGGAUAGGGAAAGAAGAGAGGUCCGGAAAAGAGAAGAAAGAGAAGAGAAGAAAAGAAAUGGAAGAGAGAAAGGAAAAAAGAAAAGGGAAAAGAAGAGAGAAAAAAAUGGAAAACAAUAAAAUAAUGCUGCCCUUCGGACAUCCACGUGGCAUUUAAUCGGAUAACCGGUUGAAUACCAGUUAAAAAGUCAAUUUGGUCAUUUUUUUAUAGUACAUAGACUUGAUUGACUCGAAAAAAAGUAGGUGUACUUAAUUGACUUUUUGUUAAAAGUACAUGGACUUAUUUGACACUUUUCCCUUUCCUUUAUAAUGUAUGGAAGUGGGGACAAUAUCCUUGAUAACACAUACGACUUA